Manduca sexta (tobacco hornworm) is the source of this 1462-nucleotide messenger RNA. RefSeq lists its product as uncharacterized. The coding region runs from base 230 to 790 and encodes 186 amino acids. The transcript has 6 exons. The record is from RefSeq and is a predicted model, not a curated record. Lineage: Eukaryota; Metazoa; Arthropoda; Insecta; Lepidoptera; Sphingidae.
AUCAGAGUUGGGAGUUCCAGCUGAUAUUGGACGUAAAAACCCAAUAUCAUUUUAUAUGACCAUCAAACCUCAGUACAACUAUGCCCCCGAGGGACAGUAUAAAAACUACAUAUAUGGGUAUAAUAAGGUUUAAGGAAAACCAUCUUUUCUAUAAAAUACCUCAUCCAUUGACAAGCGGUGUCAGUCGAUUUAUACGUUCGUGGUGUUCACACAUUCCAGUUCUUGCAUUAUGAGUAGAUUAAUUUUUACUUUUGUUGGGACUUUCGCCAUUUUUCAAUCAACAUCGCACUAUGUCGCGGCCGAUCCAUCUAAAGUCGAAAUGCCGGAACAGUGCGCUGGCAUGAACUUCUGCGUUCAUAAACACGAAGACUAUCCAGAUGAAGCUAUUGAAAAUUUACUUAAAGACUCGAAAAAAAUGUAUGAAGAGUAUCCUGAAGAUUUUGUUCUAAGAAUUGGACCUGAACAGGAUCAGAUGGCAGAAGAUGAGUGCGCCUCUACUUCUCAUGUAGAUCCAAUCUAUGAAAUCGUAGACAUCCAUGGCAACAUUCGAUUUGUGGUGCAAUCGGAAAGAUUUAAACAAAUCAUUAGGAUUGAGCAGUGCGAGCAGCCGGGUCGUUUGAUGAGUGGGACUAGGAAUAUAAACGGAGAGUUACUCGACAUCGUGCAUCUGGAAUGCAAGCAAUGCACAAUGAACUACAAGUUCACGGUGCUGGGUUUGGAUCGCAAGUCGUUAGAAGCUGUAGACGUGCAAGGUGGUUUGCCGGUCUGCUGUUCAUGCCGAACGCAAUAAGCGUAUUAUCAUUUGGACUCAUGACGAACAAAUGCGAAGUGACAACACAAUUCGGAAGACGCCUAAUGGUACAAACAAUAGACUGGUCGUUUCAGUUAAAUAUUUAAUAUAAACAAGGGCACACACAAUACAAGUAUUAUGUCAGUACUCUGCAGGAUGCGCGCUAGUCGCUGUGGUAAAACGUCAUUGUUGCGAACAUGAAAGAUCCCGCUCGACAAGCGCGGGCUGGUACCGCGGCAAACGAAAUCAAUCCGCCCGUGGCGUGGCCUUGUAGGGUCGGUUGGCGGGGUGCGGGGCAAUGAUGCAACGUGACGUAUAUACUUGUGACCGCACCGAUGUGCGUGCACCUUUUGUUUCUUUUUUAUUUAUUUAAAAGACUGAGUCACUUCUGAUUCUGUUAGUCUCAUAAAUAAUUCAAAUUUAUAACGUUUACGUGCGCGUUCUGCCUAUCGUCUCAAUUCCCCGCUCAGCCAAUAGUAAAGCGCGUAGCAGAUUGGGGCCGUGUCGCCAAUGAUUAGUCGGUUACCGACUUCUGCCACGUGCGCGCACGCAUCAAUCGAGCUCUCGCGCGCUUUUACCCGUAAAACCUAAAUGUAUCUUUUGUAUUUAAACUCUUCAUGCAGAUGUGUAUUAAUAAUUUGUGUCAUGUGAUAUUAAAGUGUUAGUCGCCAA